Molecule: messenger RNA, 1151 nt
Organism: Cetraspora pellucida
Lineage: Eukaryota; Fungi; Glomeromycota; Glomeromycetes; Diversisporales; Gigasporaceae
Source: the annotation of a GenBank genome assembly
CACCUCGGCUAGAGAAACGUCCCUUAGACAUUGACCGUACCGGCGUACCUAAACAAAUACUUGUUGGAAGUUUUUUUGGAGGAUGGAAUCAAGUUCGUCCAAUGUUAGAAAUUUGUAAAAUACUAGUUGAACGUGGAUAUAAUGUGACAUUAGUAGCUCCUGGAGAUCUAUUACCAUCGUCAGAGUAUCCUACGAUUAACCAAAUUUCAACUGGUCCUUCUAUAGAAUCCGACGCUACGUAUCAAGAACUAUAUCAUAAAACAUUUAAUCGUAAUCAAAUGUCUAGCUUGCGAACGCCAUUUAUACCUUACAAGUCAGAAGUUUGGUACAACUGUCAUGUUAAUAUGGAAAAUGAGUCGUUCGUUAAUAGAUUUAGAUGUGCAAUUAUCGAACCUAUCAGAUCGAUUUCUGAAAUGUGGUCAUCUAUUGAUGCGUUAAAUGAACUAAGGUCUACUGUUGGAAUUAGACCUGUUCAUAAUCCCUUUGAAAGAAUGAAAAAUUCUUUAUUCUUAGUUAACACUUUUUUUGGACUUGAAGUACCACAUCCUUUGCCACCUCUUGUACAGGAAAUUGGACCCGUGAUGCAAGAUAAAUAUCCAUUAAUCACACCCAGACUCUCGUCAUUCAUAUCUCCUCGUUCUCAAAUCCUCUACAUUUCGUUCAAUCCAAAUACUUUUAUACGCCCAGAAACAAAUAUAAUCCUUCUUCACUCUAUAUUAGAGUCCAUUCAAAAGGGAUUAAUUGAUGGUGCAAUCUGGUAUUCACCAUCUUUUAGCGAAGAAUUCAUUUCUACUAAAAUAACUUUAUCGGAUGAAAAAACGGUUUCAAUCUCAGAUCUUUUAUUAAACAAACACCCUGACUUACUUUUCACAAAGUCAACUUCACAAUUUUCAAUUUUAAACCAAACAAACGUAAAAUUAUUUUUAACAACUGGUGAUAUUACAACUUCUUACGAAUCUUUAUAUACAGGAACUCCAAUGUUAAUACUUCCUGUAUCCUUUGAUCAAUUAAGUAAUUCGGAAAAAUUAGUCGGAUUGGGUGUUGCUUUAACGCUUCCAACCUAUUUUUCUGCUGCUAAGGUCAUAAAAAAUAUUGAAGAAAUUUUAAAUGAUGUAAAUAUACAAAAGAAUUUAAAAAAGACUAAAUUGUUG